AUGUCGUAUCAACCAAGUUCAGCGUUAAUAACAGGUGGUUGUGGAUUUAUUGGCUCCAAUUUCAUCAAUUCUAUGUUUCAAAAAUGGCACACAACAAGAUUUGUUAACAUCGAUAAAUUAACACAUGAAAUUCGGGAAACAAAUGUUGCUGCAAAAAUUCGACAAUCAAAUCGCUACAAAUUUUUUAAGGGAACUAUUCGUGAUAUUGAUUUGCUGCUCUGCUUACUCCGAGACUAUCAGAUUGAUACAAUCAUACAUUUUGCUGCAUUGACGGAUGUCGAUAAAUCAUACGUCGAUCGAAUUGAUACAAUCGAAGAGAAUAUAAUGUCAACGACAAUAUUACUGGAAGCAAUUGCAUUUCAAUAUAAUGGCAUAAAACGAUUUGUACAUAUCAGUACUGAUGAAGUAUACGGUGAAUCAGAAGAGGGAAGUUUAUUAAAAAUGGAAUAUUCAUUGCUUAAUCCAACAAAUCCAUAUGCAGCUAGUAAAGCUUGUUGUGAAAUGAUUCUAAAUUCUUAUUGGCAUUCUUACAAAAUACCAUUUGUAUUAGUUCGAAUGAAUAAUAUUUAUGGACCAAAUCAAACUCGAACAAAAUUAAUUCCAAAAUUUAUUUCAUUGGCAGUGGAAGGGAAAUCAUAUCCAUUAAUGGGUAAUGGAAUGCAUACAAGGAAUUGGAUCUAUGUGGAUGAUUGUAUCGAUGCAAUCAGACGUGUAUGUGAAAUAGGCAGAAUUGGUGAAAUUUAUAACAUUGGAACGGAAUUUGAAAUUACUAAUUAUGAUGUAACUAUUCUGAUUCAUCAAACUGUCAACAAAUUAUUGAAACGGAAAACAAAUGCACCGCAAUUUGAGCCUGUAAUAGAUCGACCAUAUCAUGAUCAACGUUAUUGUAUCGAUUCUACGAAAAUUUCUCGAGAAUUAAAUUGGAGAAGCACUACAUCAUUUAAGGAUGGUUUGCAGAAAACUAUAAAGUACUAUCUUACCAAAUAUUACAAUAAAGAAUGCUGA
Messenger RNA from Cercopithifilaria johnstoni, 1005 nucleotides. The record is from the annotation of a GenBank genome assembly. NCBI's taxonomy places the organism in Eukaryota, Metazoa, Nematoda, Chromadorea, Rhabditida, Onchocercidae.